Cornus florida is the source of this 2274-nucleotide messenger RNA. Its product is annotated as CBL-interacting protein kinase 28-like. Gene Ontology annotation, molecular function: protein kinase activity; ATP binding. The record is from RefSeq and is a predicted model, not a curated record. The coding region runs from base 538 to 2073 and encodes 511 amino acids. Gene Ontology annotation, biological process: protein phosphorylation; signal transduction. NCBI's taxonomy places the organism in Eukaryota, Viridiplantae, Streptophyta, Magnoliopsida, Cornales, Cornaceae. The transcript has 3 exons.
UAUUUCUUUUUCUGGCAGGCUAUUUCUAAGGUUUUAUAAAUAUACAUAGAUAUAUAUAUAUGUGUGUGUGUGUGUGAUUGUGUGUUCUCCAAUAUUCAGCGUCUUUCUCUCGUCUGCAAUUUCAUUUUAAGCUGGAACGAAGGUACUUACCGAACUUUGUAUGCUGGUUAUAAGAAAUAGUUUCAGUAAGCAGCAUUAUAUAGUAGAUAUUUGAAAGAGAAAAUUCAGGGAAUGCUGAAAGAUGUGCUUUAGUGCUCAGAAUCCUUUCUCUGAAGUCCACAAGGUAUUUGCCCUAGAGCUGUCCUUCUACAUCCUUGCUGAUGCUGGGUGUGUAGAUCAUGGCUCAUUGGCUCCCUUUGCCCCACAGCACAAUUGGCCUACAAUUUCUGAAGCUCCGAUUGUGUUAACGCACGACCUCUGUGAAGACGGUUGAACUGCUUGUGCUGUUAAUUAUUCCUGUACAGUAGAUUCCAUAUAUCAUAUAAUAAGCAGGAGAGAAAUAGCAUAUUAUCCUAUAUUAGAUUUUCUAGUUCUUGAAUGGAUAAUAAAGGAAGUGUGUUGAUGCAAAGAUAUGAAUUAGGGAGAUUGCUUGGUCAAGGCACAUUUGCUAAGGUUUACUAUGCGAGGAGUCUUGUAACUGGGCACAGUGUAGCUAUUAAAGUAAUAGACAAGGAGAAGGUUUUGAAGGGUGGGCUUGUUGAUCAGAUCAAGCGAGAAAUUUCUGUUAUGAGAUUGGUCAGACAUCCUAAUAUUGUGCAGCUUUAUGAAGUCAUGGCCACCAAGACCAAGAUUUAUUUUGUCGUGGAAUAUGCUAAAGGCGGUGAGCUUUUUAACAAGGUGGCUAAAGGAAAGCUAAAGGAGGAUGCUGCUCGAAAAUAUUUUCAACAGUUAAUCAAUGCUGUUGAUUUCUGCCACAGUAGGGGUGUCUAUCACCGUGAUUUGAAGCCAGAAAACUUACUGUUGGAUGAAAACGAUAAUCUGAAGGUUUCUGAUUUUGGUUUAAGUGCCCUCGCUGAAUCAAAGCGCCAAGAUGGACUGCUCCAUACCACUUGUGGCACCCCUGCCUAUGUUGCCCCUGAGGUGAUUAAAAGGAAAGGCUAUGAUGGGGCCAAAGCUGAUAUUUGGUCAUGUGGAGUGGUCUUGUUUGUUCUGUUGGCUGGUUAUCUCCCAUUUCAUGAUUCUAAUUUAAUGGAGAUGUAUAGGAAAAUUGACCGAGCAGAGUAUAAAUGCCCGAGAUGGUUCCCAGCAGAAGUAUGCAGGCUGCUGUCACGUGUGUUGGAUCCAAAUCCCCAUACUAGAAUUUCCAUCUCCAAAAUUAAGGAAAGUUUUUGGUUUAAAGGGGGAUUGAUCACCAAACUAUCGAAAAAUGACACAAAAAGCAAGGAGAUGGCUCCUCAAAAUACAGAUCCUAGUUCUGGUCCCUGCGAGAACAACAGUACGGCUGCUGAGGAAAAGCAAGAGCUAGCAAAGCCCACCAACAUAAAUGCUUUUGAUAUCAUCUCCCAUUCUGAUUCUUGGUUUAAAAGGAAACUAGCAAAAAAUGACACAAAAAGCAAGGAGAUGGCUCCUCAAAAUACAGAUCCUAGUUCUGGUCCCUGCGAGAAUGGUAGUACGGCUGCUGAAGGAAAGCAAGAGCUAGCAAAGCCUACCAACUUGAAUGCUUUUGAUAUCAUCUCCCUUUCUGCUGGGUUUGAUCUAAAUGGUUUGUUUAAGGAACAUUAUCUAAAGAAAGAAGCAAGAUUUUCUUCCCGGCAACCUGCACGUGUCAUCAUCUCUAAACUAGAAGAAAUUGCAAAGCGUUUGAUGCUGAAGGUGGGGAAAAAAGAUGAAGGGCUGUUAAAGAUGGAAGGAACGAAGGAAGGUAGAAAGGGGAUCUUGUCCAUCGAUGCAGAAAUCUUUGAGGUCACUCCGUCUUUUUAUUUGGUUGAGGUGAAGAAAUCUAAUGGAGAUACUUUGGAAUAUCAGAAGCUAAUGACAGAGGGAAUUAGACCUGCGCUCCAAGAUAUUGUUUGGGUAUGGCAAGGUGAUCAACAACAACAACAACAGCAACAUGAGCAGGAGCAGCUUCCUUGAACGUUCGCAAGUUGCCAAUUUUCUCGUACUAUCUCAUGUUUGUGUACAUUUUUCAUUUUCUUUUUCCAUAUAUAUGAAAUGUUGUGUUUGUUCUGAUAAUCUGUAAUAUAUCCUCAUUUGACAAACUUGUUUUUAUUUGGCACGUGGACUCGAUUACUUCAUUUUUUCCCCAUACAAAAUUAUGUCGCCCUUGCCUUUUUA